Messenger RNA from Onychostoma macrolepis, 8517 nucleotides. It is a transcript of the gene sh3bp2, whose product is annotated as SH3-domain binding protein 2. The coding region runs from base 6193 to 7794 and encodes 533 amino acids. The transcript has 13 exons. NCBI's taxonomy places the organism in Eukaryota, Metazoa, Chordata, Actinopteri, Cypriniformes, Cyprinidae. Gene Ontology annotation, molecular function: SH3 domain binding. The record is from RefSeq and is a predicted model, not a curated record. Gene Ontology annotation, biological process: signal transduction.
GGUAGUUAGGUGCUUGCUAAUUGGUCAAAAAGUUUUGGCUAGAGAGUUUUGGAUUUGAUUUGAUUGUAAAUCUUAUUACUUAGAAAAGUAAUCGUAUACAUUUGAGUUACAAUUCAUGUAGCAGAAACCGUUUCAGAGGAGUUACAUGUCAAAAUGUAAUAUUUAAGAUUAGGGUUUGUUGUUCAAAUCUCUAACCUUAAUAUGAGCACUACUAAUAGUAAUACUAACCACUAACGGAUGACUGUCUAUUCGCACACAACCUUAAAGUUUCACAAUUUACACUUCUGUUUUCAGACUUUGGUAGUCUUUGGUUACAGGAAUGUAAAUAGGGGUCUACAAGCUACAAGAUAUUUCUAGGAGUCAACAAACGCUGUUGCAAGCUUGUCAGACUAGCCACCUCGACUACGUAAUUUCAUCUUAAAAGAGGUGGAAAGUCCCUGCCAGUGAAUUCAAGUCCUAAGAACUUUGGCCAAUCAGUUUGUCCAUACAGCCAACAAAAGGAAGUGACUUCGUGACACAGAAAAAGACUACGCCAAUGUGGUCCUUGAGAGGAAAUGACUUGCACUGUGCAUGAGCCUGAGAUCACAGGCCGUCUCCGCUUGCCUCCGCUCUAUCAGUCGUGCCUGAACCCUCAACAAACUCGCUCAACUUCCGACUGUACGUCAAGCAUCAACCAGGGAACAUGGUGACAAACACCAGCCAGUACGAAUGGCUCUUUCUGUGAAAAAAAAGCGUUCCUUUGGUCAUUUGCAACAGUCGCAUACGAAGAUGUGCAUCCAAGAUUUCUGUAACAAGUAAGUAUGCGGGUUUCUUCGCCUUUGUGUUUUUGUAGUCCUCCUAGAAAUCAAUAAUCGGAUAGUUGACGAUGGUAUUGAUUAUUUGCUGUUUAAGCCUCUUUUUGAUUUGACUAGUGCAUAAAAUAUUAAAAUCGCAAAGCUAUUGUAAAACAGUUAGUAAUUCCCACAAGUUUGAGGAUUACUGCAGUUUGUGGACUAGUAUUGUGCUAGACCAAAAAGUAAAUGUGAUUGUGAUUUCUUGUGGAUUUUAAGUACAGUAAAAAUGUGGGUAGUUUGUGGUGAAGGACUGAAGCGCACCCACAUGGUGCCCACAAAAUACCAUAGUGCUUAUGAGUGUUAAUCUAUAGUUUGACUCCAGGUAAAAUGUAAGAUGUGGAUUAAAUGUAAAGAAAAUGUCCUUUUUUUUUUUUCAUUCAAUACGUUUUUUUUGCAGGGAAAAUCCCUACCAUACUCAAGGCCGCAAAAUGUACUUUACAUUACACCUUUACCGCUAAACUCCUACCUCAUGUAAAAUGUGUUUACAUGACCUUUUCAGUCUGGAUGCACAUGCAUCUGUACACAUUAGAAUAUGGGGGCGAAUCCAACUGACUGUGAAAAAAUGUUGUUAUAACUAACCUGUGUGGGCAGAUGUUUGAGACAGAUGUCAUGUGCCAUUGAUGGAGGCUGCGUUUCAUGCCUCAUCUCCUGUUUUAUUUUAAAGCCUUUUUUCCGUUCUUAAGUGAUGUGCACAUAUUAGGAGGCAGGAAAUGCAGGAAGGAUGUAGAUGCAGAGCAAAAAUAAUAACGGCAACUGCUGCCCACAGACUCUUCUCUUACCUUUGGUUUGUAACAUGCAUUAACAUAAGAGAACGGCGCCCUCAGUGAGAAAACUUUGCAUAAAUAGAGAUAAAUUUGUUUCAAAGAUAGGGAACACUAUUCACUAUUAACUAUUAGCAUGCAUAUUACUAACACAUUGACUGUUCAUUUGUACUUAUAAGGUGCUAUAUUAAUGACUUAUUCUGCGUGACCAUAUUCUAGAUCCCUUAACCCUACCUUAUACCUAAACACUACAACAACUACCUUACUUAAUAUCAAUAAGCAGCAAAUUAGGGGUUAAUUGAGGGAAAACUUUUAAUAGUGUUAAUAGUGGAUAUGUGUUCCCUAUUCUAAAGUGUUACCAGAAUAUAUACUUUUAUAUUAGUAUAUAAUGGGUUUAAGCAUAUUAACCUCGUAUAAACAUGUUUUUGAAGCAGCACAAAGUCUGUCCACUGUGUACUUGUUUAUUUUUUCAAAGAACUGUCUAUUUAAGGUCACAUUUAAUGUUGUUCGAUGAAAUGAUGAAAUUCCGCUAUUUCAACAGAAAUUCACACGAUCAGGAAUUUCGAGGGUGAAAGAUUUCCCCACACAGAUUUCGCAACACGUUCAAAGUGAAAUUCAUUGCACAGACCAGCAGAAAACUGAACUUCCAAAGUUGACUUCUGGGCACAUUAAAAAAAAAUAAUAAUAAUAAUAAUAAUAAAAAAAAUAGAUAUAUAUAUAUAUAUAUAUAUAUGUAUAUAUAAACAGUAUGUUUUAAAAGAAAAUACUAUUUCAGUCUUUCUACAUCAAAAUUUCAUUUUAAUUCAAUGUAUUACUUGCCAUUUCUCUGUAAUCGUGAAGUUUAUUUACUAGCAAUUUCUGAGUGAAAAUUGUUUUCACAUUAAAUUUUAUAAUAUUAACAACAGACCUGUUUGCCCAUAAAAUUUCACUGAGGUGACCACACAGGAAGAGACUGUUUGAUUGACAUGUUCAAUGACCGACAAGAGUUUGUUUAGUUUGAUGUAUCAUUUAGGACGGCUGAAAGUCAAAUUAUUGAUAAUACCCUAAAAGACCAUCAUGGAAAAUUACUCUGACCCGGCCAUCCGUGAACAGCUGUAAAAAAAAUCACCAGAAAGAAUUAGCGGACAAGUACCAGAUAUAGUGGAAUGUACAGACAUACAUAAGUGUACUUGCUGUACUGCUAAUAUUUCAUGCCACUAACCUGACAAAUUCCGAUUAGUUCAUCCUCAGUAUCACUCUUUUCCCACAUACGGUUAACCAUACAAUAUGUGGACUAGUUUUAACAGGUGUUUUAAUGUGACACCCAGCUGUGCUAAUAACAUUUAAUACCUUGUUCUAUUUUUUUACAGGGGAUUUACACACUGACUAAAGACUAGACAACUAUUAGCUGUCACAACUUUGCUUGACUAAGAAAUUUCAAGUGAAACACCAGUUUAAGUGAAGAUAGAGUAUUUGUGAAUAUAUUAGCUAGCCACUGGCUUCGCUAACUCUGGUGAACUGGACAAAUAAGAUUUACUAUCAGAUCAAACUGACAUUCAUUUAUCACUUCUUUUAGUCACUUUGUCUGGUUGCUAGAUGAUGUGUUUUAUCCAGUCAACUAGCUUAAAGUGACUAUCAGCAUUCAGUUUAGGUAUUUUUGGAUGCCGGUUAGAAGCUAAAAAGCUAGGCAUGCUAACUGGAAAGUGUUUAUAUUUACAGGUUUAUUGAAUAGUUUGAUCUGUUGGUGUAGUAGUUUUAUGAAGGUCUUAGCUUCUAUACGUUGCCUAGUAAGUCAGUACUGUGUGGCAGUCACCUCUAUACAUUAAAUAUCACCUGAUCGUGUGUUAACAACACGCAGCAUGUUAUUAUGCUCACCCACACCUUAAGUGCAAGCAGGUCGAGUUCUGGUCAUUGUGGAUGGAAACAUUGUUAAAAUGUCUCAAGCAGUAAACAGUCUUGUGUGGAAAGUCUGACAUGCCACUGAGGUACAAUAUAUAUAGUGGAAAUGUAUACUAUUCACUUCGCAGGUUCCUGGUCUUAUUGCGAAUAGUGCUAUUCCAAAGAAAAAUACUUUUACUUAUAAUCUUAAAUCAAAUUGUGAUAACUUGCAAAGUAACUUUACAUUUCUUACAUUUCUACAUUGGCAUCAUAAUAAUGUGGGUGGGGAAAAUAGCCAAAUAUGUUUCAGUUCCCUUCUUCUUGUGGACUGGCUGACUUGAAUUCUUGUGCUUUCAAGAAGGGGGAACAUUAGAGUGAAUAUUGUGGUUGUGUGUGCAUUCGUGAAUUCCUCCAAGACGACCAUAUUUACUUCUUCCAUAUUUACUUCUUCAUUUCCCACAUUUCUGGUUAUAUACGCAUGUUAUUCCACACACAAGAAAAAUUACAAAAUUGUUAUCAAUUAUUACAUUAGCUCCCCCUCUGAAAGCAGCGUGGCUCCAUUCCGGUACAUUAAGCCCACUUUUCUUGAUCCAUUUAAUGAUCCGGUUCUGUACUAAAUUGUACCCUCUGAAAUGCCUCUCGUUUUAAAAAUAAAACAUAAACUGUGUUUGACCUCUUAGCACUUCAUGCUUAUCAACACAUGAAGUUACGUUUCUAGGCUCAGGAAGUUGUCAAGGCUAAAAUCUUCGCCACCCCACCCUGCUUUUUUGUUUGAGUUUCUAUAGAGCAUGACCAUCCUGUGUCUGAUUACCGUCUGUGUUUAUGUUCUUCUGGAGAUUUAAGAUUAAUAUUUCAUAGCUUAGAGUAACCCGUAUGUUUGUUUGCAUUGGAAGGGCAUUACUGGGUCAUUCUGAGUAAUACUUGAAUACUUGACUAGUUUUUUGGUUACACUUUAUUUUAAGGUGUCCUUAUUACAACGUAAUUAUAUAAGUAAGUAUAAUGAGUAAUAUUAAUUUAAAAACAUGUUCUUACAGUAGGGUUUGGAUUAGGGUUAGCUGAAUGUAAAUUUGCAUAAAUACUGUAAUAAUUAAAUGCAACAUGUAAAAAGGACACUGUUAAAAAAAAGUGGGUUACACUUUAUUUUAAGGUGUCCUUGUUACAGUGUAAUUAUUAUACAUUUAAAUACUGAGUAAUAUUAAUUAACUACGUGUACUUAUUAUUUGAAUAGGGUUUGGCUUAGGGUUACUUGCAUGUAAUUAUGCAUCAUUAAUUGUUAUUAUAAUAGUAAGUACAUAUAGCACGUGUAAGAAGGACACAAAUAAUGUUACCAAAAAGUGUUUUUGGUUUUUUUGUAAUGUUUAGUUGGAAGUGCAUGGAAUUUACCACAGGGACAUGUAUAAUGUAAACAAAAUAGUAAAUAUAAUGUAGUGGUUAAUUUGUUGAGAAAAGAUUUAAAUACAAACUCAUUUUACAUGUUUUGGAUGUGGAUCAAAAAUUUAAUAAGACAAGAACGCAUUUCGGUUUUAGGACAACUUUGAUGAAAGGUUUUGAUCCACUAGUGUAAUUCAAACUUAAUUUUAUAUUGCUUGAAGCACGUAAGAAAUGUCUUAAAUUGUUGAGGUUUAAAAAAGCAAUGAAACACUAUAUAUUAUAAAUAUUUGAAAACCUUUGUUUGCCUAAUAAUUUGUGAUAUUUGUGAAUAAGAAAACACUUUUUGAAAAUAAUUAUAAAAAUGUAUAGUGAGGUGUAAAAAAUAUAUUUAUUUUUACAUUUUUAGAGGCAUUACAUUACAUUUUUUAUUUUAUUUUUAUUUUUUUAAAUAGUGGUUAAGAUGUUUAAGGAGCAUAUGUUGUGUAUGCCAGAUUUUAUUGAAAAUGUUAGAUUUUUAUUUUCUCAAGUUCAAAUAGUAAUAGUGACAACUUGAAGACAAUAUGACUUCUAAGACUUCAAAUAGUCUUAGAAACACUACUGAAAAGAAAAAAAAAAAAAAUUAUAUACAUAAGUGUCAACAAAACACACAUGCCUCUAUCUUGUGUUAAAUGACACCUGAUGUCAAUCAUGGUUGGAAACAUUGAGCAACAGAGAUGAACAGACAGUCUGCUGGUAGAGUUCUUAUGCAGACUCUUUUUAACCUCAUUACAUCAACACUAAAACCUCAAGAGAAAGAAGAACUUCUAUAAGAAGGCAUGUCGCUGCCAGAAACAAGCUACAAUGGAAUUAAAAUACUGUUGCUGGUCUUUUAAUUUUCUUGAAGUGAAGUCUGUAAGAAGGUCAAGAGCAUUUUGCUGACAGUGCCACACUAAACUUCUACUUAACUCCUAAAAAUAGCGUCCCUUUGCCACAAGCACGCUCCUGGACCAUAAUUCUUUGGUUGGAUAUUAUAAUGUCAUGAUGAGACACACUACGCUACCAUUACACUUCUCAUUUAGGUCACGAUUGUCCCAUGGGAUUCUAAUCUCCCCACUCCACCCAGUGUUAGAUGGACUUUCCUCCGUUCCCGUCUGUAUCUGCUGACUGGCACUCAGACGUCCAGUAUCACGGAGAAGCAAUAGCAAAUUCCACUGUGCGCUCCACAGCCCAGGAGGGGCUCGAACUUUCCAGAGGAAAUGUAGGGUUUCCUGUCCUUUCUUUGUCCUGGUCAGAUUCAAGGUUUUUGCUGGAGGUUUGGAGAUAGCUGUGAAUUUUGUGGUGAGACGAGCAUGUCCUCAAACUCUUGAUGGUCUCUGGUUUCUUCUGGCAGUAUGUUGAGAGAGAGUAAAGCAGUGCAGAGCAUCAGAAGAUGUGUCAGCAGAAGAAACAUGGCUGCUACGCCGGUCUCCUGGCCCGUUCCCAUGAGGGCUAUCGGAGCUCAGAAUCUACUCACCAUGCCGGGAGGAGUCGCCACAUCUGGAUAUCUGCACAAGAAAGGGGGCAGCCAGUUCAGCCUGAUGAAAUGGCCUCUUCGCUUCAUCAUAAUCCACAAAGGCUGCAUCUACUAUUUCAAGAGCAGUACUUCUGCCGCACCUCAAGGAGCAUUUUCACUCAAUGGCUACAACAGAGUCUUACGGGCAGCAGAGGAAACAACAUCUAGCAAUGUUUUUCCUUUUAAGAUCGUCCACUUCAGUAAGAGACACCGUACGUGGUAUUUCUCAGCGGCGAGUGAGGAUGAGAGAAGGAAAUGGAUGCGGCACUUAAGAAAAGAAAUCAGCUAUUAUAAUGAUAAAAGAGAUGCGCCUCUUCCAAGUGAUGAUUUAGAUUAUGGGCAGUUAGAGGAGCCGCUGGAAAUCAGUCCUAUUGAAGAAGAUCCUGAAGCAGAUUAUAUGACACAAGAUGAAGACAGCGAUGGAGAUGAUAUAUCACCAGUGUCAGCAGGUCGACCCACGGUUCCUCCUCCACCAUAUCCUCCGCCCCCUGUUCCUGUUCAACCGAGAGAAAUCCGCCUCACAAAAGGCCCGCCACCUCCGCUGCCCCCUCCAUUCAAAAAACCAUCCUGUACAGCCAAAGGUCCUCCUCCACCGCUGCCGUACGCCCCGCACCUAGAGAAACCAGACAUACACCUGUCAAACAGAGGCCCCGCUGGCCCCAUGCCUCCUUUACCCCUGCCAACCAGCAUGAAGCCCAUGACAGGGCCCUUUUCCACCAUGCCUGCUUACGAAAAGAAGCCGAAUGCCUCUCUCAUCGGCAAUACGCCAGCUACUCUACACAUCGUUGAGAACCUGCAGAAAGUGAUUCUGAACUCGUCGAAGCCGUCCAUUUCCGGCCAACACCUGGGGGUGAAGCCCACACCUGAGCCACGGCCCGUCUCGCCUCACCUGUCCGGCUCUGUCAGCAGCAGGGCGCUCAGCCAGAUCCCCAAGCCUCCGUUACCAAGCAAACCGAAACCCAGCAGACCCUCCUUCCAAAGAGCGUCACCAGAUGGACAGAGUUUUCGUUCUUCAAUUGAAGAAAAGCCUUUAAAAAACCGAGUGCAUGGCAAAAUUAAAGAAGACUCAGAUGAUGACGACUAUGAAAAUGUAAAUUUGCCUAACUCUGUCUUCGUGGACACAAUGGAAACCAGUAAUGUUGAAAGAUUAUUUAAGGAUACGUACAACUACCCACCGAACGGUCUGUACUGCAUCCGCAAAUCAGGAACAGGAAAAACAUCACAGGUGCUGGUUGUUUGGGACUCGGGUAUAAACAAAGCCAGAAAUUAUAGGCUCUUUGAGGAGGACCAGCGGGUGUAUCUGGAGGCAGAGCUGACGUUCCCCUCUUUAUCCGCCCUGGUUGAACAUUAUCAUAUCAACCCACUGCCCAGCAGUAACAAUUCAAUGCCCAACUACUCCUUCUGCUUACAUCUACCGUUCGGCUACGACCCACCCAGGUGACAUCGGCCCCCUGUCCCAUGCUGAAACACCCACCCGCUCACUGCUCAGCCGGUGCCCCUCCUGGACCAGACUUCUGCUGACAGCGCCACCUACUGGAGAACGCCACCCAUCACACCCGAGCGCCCAGUCCACUGGAUGCUCUCACUAGUUUGAUAUACUUGAGUAUCAAUGGAUAAUAAAUCCAGUGAACCAAUGGACUGCGUUCAUUUAAGUCCAGGGUUCAGAAGGGAGUCUUACUAUUAAAAUGACAAAAAUCCAGUGAAUUAAACAGUGUUAAAUAGAAAAUGUGCACUUUAGUACUGUACUGCAUAUGUUAGUAUACUGAAGCUUCUUCUGGCUAAGAACUGACUGAUUGGCAUGUAAUGUGAUUAAUCACUGUUUGCAUUGUUGCUUAAACAAAACUUUCAAAGAUUUGAUGCCACUAAACUUUUUUUAGUUGUUUUAGUUGUUAGAAGUUGUUUGUUGGAAAAUUAAGUUUAUUUUUAGGACCAUUAGGAUUUGUGUUACUGUGUUAUUAUUGCAUUUGUGUAAUGCAAUAUUGUAAUAUUUUUUAAAAUAUUAUUUAAAUUCGGAAAUAUUUGGUAGUAUUUUGCUGCCUUUUAUUUAAGCUGAUAAUAGUAAAAAUAAACAAAUAAGUAAUAAUAAUAAAAAGUUGUGAUGUAAGGAAAGCCCAAUAUGCUAUAUAUAUUAUAUAUAUAUAUAUAUAUAUAUAUAUAUAAAUCU